This is a messenger RNA of Staurois parvus, 470 nucleotides long. The record is from the annotation of a GenBank genome assembly. Lineage: Eukaryota; Metazoa; Chordata; Amphibia; Anura; Ranidae.
CCGCAGAGGGGACAUCUACACUGAUCAUCAGAACACUGAUGAUCAGUGUGCACUGAUGAUCUGUGUAGCCCCAGCAGUGCCACCUGUCAGUGUCCAUCAGUGCCUUGUGUCAGUGCUCAUCAGUACCUCGUGCCAGUGCCCAUCAGUGCCACAUCAAUGCCACAUAUCAGUGCCUACCAGUGCACAUCAAUGCCACAUAUCAGUGCCCAUCUGAGCUGCCUUUCAGUGUCAUCCAUCAGUGCCAGGCAGUGCCACCUAUCAAUGCCAAUUAGUGCCACCUAUCAGUGCUGCCUAUCAGUGCCGCCUCAGUGCCUCCUCAUCAGUGUCCAUCAGUGCAGCCUAUCAGUGUCCAUCAGUGCUGCCUAUCAGUGCCCAUCACUGCAGCCUCAUUAGUGCCCAUCAGUGAAGGAGAAAAAUCACUUAUUUACAAAAUUUAUAACAAAAACUAAAACUUUUUUUUUUUUUCAAAA